Molecule: messenger RNA, 1507 nt
Organism: Hermetia illucens (black soldier fly)
Lineage: Eukaryota; Metazoa; Arthropoda; Insecta; Diptera; Stratiomyidae
Product: arrestin domain-containing protein 2-like
Exons: 4
Coding region: 129-1352 (407 amino acids)
Biological process (GO): protein transport
Cellular component (GO): cytoplasm
Source: RefSeq, a predicted model, not a curated record
AGUACAUUUAGACGGCAUUCAGAUGCAUCCGGGGUGUCGCGUAGUAGAAGUUUCGGUUCUCCAAUUCUGUGUUUGGUUUUGCAUUGAUUGUUUCGUCGUGGCGUCAGAUUUUUAUCGGUCGAUUUCCUAUGGCAACCAAGUGCGUCAUUCAUUUUGAUAAUAAUCGCCAAGGUGUAUUCUAUGGCGGACAGCUACUUUCGGGCACGGUUCAAUUGAUAACUCAGAAGGAGAAAACUGUUCGCGCCAUUCAUAUCACUAUUGAAGGAUAUGCAUCUGUGCAUUGGACAGAAUCACGUUCACGACGGGAAAAUGAUCGAACUGUUCAUUAUACAGUCGAUUAUCGGGCACAUGAUCAGUAUUUAUCAUCUAGAACUUAUGUCCUAGGCCGAGAAGGAGGAGAUUCAAUAGACCUACACCCCGGAACAUAUUCAUACAAUUUUCAAGUGGCCUUACCUCAUCAAUUGCCAAGUUCGCUUGAAGGAGAGUACGGACAUAUUCGUUACCAAGUAGUGGUGACGAUCGAUCGACCUUGGCGCUUUGAUAAUGUGUUCAAAAAGCCUUUCACUGUUUUGUACUCGUUGGAUUUAAAUCGAGAUUUCACGUAUAAGACACCAAUAUUUUUAGAAGAUGAAAAAACAUUUUGCUGCAUGUGCUGUCAAUCAGGCUUGUUAGUAGCAAAACUAAGUGUGCCUUUUUCAGGAUAUGCUCCCGGCCAAAAGGUUCCCUUUGUCUUUAAGGUCGAGAAUGAAUCAACUGUGGAUUGUGAAAAUAUUCGGGUGAAACUCGUCCAAGAGAUAGUUUUUACCAGUGACACUCCAGAACGGGACACUAGGAAACAAACCAGGAAAGUUGCCGAAAAAAAUCUUGGUCCAGUAUUAAAACUUAGCAAUAAGGAAUUUAAAAAUGUCCUUGAGCUACCAUCAAUUCCACCCAGCUCAAUAAAUUCCUGUCGAAUCAUUUCUACUUCGUAUUCAUUUUAUGGCGUUGUGCACACUCCAGGGUGCCAUACAAAUUUGGAAAUGAUAGCACCCUUUACAGUUGGUAGCGUUCCAUUGUAUGAAAGUGCAACCAAUCCUGCAAAUAUUAUAACGCAACAGCCAACAGCACCACAGCUGCCGGAUCAAGGCGACAGUCCUCCGGGGUAUAAUACUAUAGUUCCACCGUCUUAUGAAGAAGCGACAGCUAAGGCUGAUAAACAGUAUGUCCCAGAUGAUGUUGAUCCACACGCCCAAGUUGAACCGUAUGUUCCUAAAUAUCCAGUUUAUUAUAAUUUCGCGACAGCGCCUCCAGAAGAAGGAAACUCCAGUGACAAUAGGGGUUUGGAUACAGUGUCUUACGGAUGGAAAAGUUAACGAGGGCCGACGGAGAAUGAAACGAAUUUAUGCCUAAAAUACUUAAUCCUACCUCUUUAUUAUUUGCUAUUUGUACUCGUAUUGUCUAUUGGUAUAUUUACAUGCUUUUACAUGACCAAAUUACAAAUAUAUUACAUAUAAUGUUUGAAAUAAAA